GGCUGGUAUUGCUGCUGCAUGCAACAGAAUUAAGAGUUGAUCCCCAAGUUGAGACAAGUAAAUUUCAUAGAGAAUAUAUAUAUUUAUAUAUAUAUAUUAUUAUUAUUGUUUUUGCCAAGUGAUUAUCAUUAAAGGCAUCAUGGUGGUGCUGAAGAUCUCCGUGUUUCUGGUGGCCUACACCCUGGUCAUCUGCCAGAUGUACUGCUCACAGGCUGCUCCCGCCAGACCGGGCAUGGAGUCCAUGAGUGAGCGCGUGACCCUCACCGACUAUGAGGCACGGCGGCUCCUCAACGCCAUCGUCAAAGAGUUCGUCCAGAUGACAGCGGAGGAGAUGGACCAGCAGGCGGUGGAGGGAAACAGCAGCGUUACAGCACAGAAGCGCGCCUGCAACACGGCCACCUGCGUCACCCACCGCCUGGCCGACUUCCUCAGCCGGUCGGGGGGCAUCGGCAACAGCAACUUUGUGCCCACCAACGUGGGCUCCAAGGCGUUCGGCAGGAGACGGAGGAAUGCCCAGGCAUGAGCUGGUGCUUGGUUUGUCCAGUGAUGAGAAGUCAAGCCAUGACAGAGUAGCGUCAGAUCAUAUCUUGGGGAAGAACAUCAACCACCGAAGACGUUGAAGCCUCCCUCCAUUCACUCUCUGGUAUUCCGGCUGAGAUUCUCCAGCCCAAACACUUCCCAGACUCCAGUAUUUUUCUCUUUUUCAAUCUCCAUAUCCCCUGUUUGUGAACCGUUUGCUUUGGCAAAGAUAGAAAAACUGUAAAAAGCACUUUGGUUAUGUAAUGAAGAAAAAUAUGGAACCCAAACAAAAAACUUAAAAAGAAAAACAUACAAAGCUAGAAAAGUACAACUGAUUUAUCUUUUUAUACAUGAAUUCCAUUGAAAAUAAAAAUGCAGCAGUUGUUAUCA
Molecule: messenger RNA, 909 nt
Organism: Gadus morhua (Atlantic cod)
Lineage: Eukaryota; Metazoa; Chordata; Actinopteri; Gadiformes; Gadidae
Product: calcitonin gene-related peptide
Exons: 5
Coding region: 140-523 (127 amino acids)
Biological process (GO): adenylate cyclase-activating G protein-coupled receptor signaling pathway; regulation of cytosolic calcium ion concentration
Cellular component (GO): extracellular region
Molecular function (GO): hormone activity; calcitonin receptor binding
Source: RefSeq, a predicted model, not a curated record